CCAUCUAGCUAGGUCAGUUCAUAUUCUUUUUCCCUAGCCACACAGAGAGUUUGCGUGUCAACUUGAGUGUGUGUGAAACACUGAGAAUUUAGAGUAUCAGCCGUUCUGCUGAGUGGGUCAACCAAAUACAAUUUAGUGGUUUCUUAGCAGUUAGCUAGCCUGUUUAGUACUAAUUGGCUGGAGCUCGAAACUGGAUCAUUUGUCGAUCGUGGCCUGCAGCACUUGCCAGAACUUCAGACUGAAGUUUGAUUGUCAACUAUCUACUUGAGGUAACAACAUAUAUACAUUACAAGUUCAGCAUGGAAGAAUACGAGCCUCCACUUUCCCAGGUCUUCCGAAAUCUGUCCCAAAGAAAGACACAAAUUGAAGAGGAGCCGACUGAUGUGUUUGGAUUACAAUGUUGUCAGCUACCAUUGGUGGAUCUUGGUCGUCUGAGUUCGGGCCAUCCAGUGUGGAGAAAAGAGUGUGAGAAAGAAAUAAUAGAAGCCGCAAAAGAAUGGGGAUUCUUUCAGGUUGUAAAUCAUGGAAUAUGUAAAGAAAUGUUGGUUAAUUUACAGCAAGAACAAGUGAAAUUAUUUCGACAGCCAUUUCACCAAAAGGCUAACCAGAAUCCUUCCAACUCACCGUCGGGCUUCUACCGUUGGGGAAACCUGGCAGCUACAAGCCGCGCUCAGUUCUCAUGGUCAGAAGCUUUCCACAUUCCUGUGUCCAGCGUUUCAGAUUUUAGGACUUUGAACCAUUUAAGCUCCACAGUUGAGGAAUAUACCGAAGUAGUUUCAAAGUUGACUACAAAAAUUGCUGAAAUAUUAGCAGAUAACAUGGGAAUCUGCUCUUAUAAAACAUUUCUGGAAGACAAGGUGGUGCCAAGUUCAUGUUAUCUUCGAAUGAACCGGUAUCCGCCUUGCCCUAAAUCUUAUUCUAAAGCCUGUGGCCUCGUGUCACACACUGAUACUUCCUAUCUCACUGUCCUGCACCAAGACAAGAUUGGAGGUUUACAGCUGAUGAAAGAUGGAGCUUGGAUUUGUGUUAAUCCUAAUCCUGAUGCCUUAGUCGUCAAUAUUGGUGACCUAUUCGAGGCUUGGAGCAACGGGUUGUAUAAGAGCGUCAGGCACAGAGUUGUGGCGAACGGCGAAUUCGAGAGGUUCUCAGUGGCCUACUUUUCUUGUCCUACCAGGGAUACAGUGGUAAGCAGUUGUAGCCAGCCUUCAAUUUACAGGGACUUUAGCUUUGAGGAGUUCAAACAACAAAUUCAAUUGGAUGUCAAGUCAACCGGCAACAAAAUAGGGCUUCCUAGGUUUCUAAGAUAAAUGGCCAUUACAAAUCCAGCCGCACUUGAAUAAACGUAUAUGUAUUUUAUUUUUAUUUCGACGAUCAAGGUUUAUUUCUGAUGUAUAGUAUGUGUGUUAUUUCUUGGCGACUUGAUUAAAAUAUGUAUGUUCUGAACUGAAGUAUAUAUAUGUACGUCUGCAUAACAAUUCAGACCAUGAUGUAAGAUAAGAAAAAUAGGGUUCUAAGUUUUUUUUUUGACGAAUAUAGGGUUCUAAGUUUGAUUCGGUUUGAUUUUGAUCA
Molecule: messenger RNA, 1569 nt
Organism: Daucus carota subsp. sativus
Lineage: Eukaryota; Viridiplantae; Streptophyta; Magnoliopsida; Apiales; Apiaceae
Product: gibberellin 2-beta-dioxygenase 8
Exons: 5
Coding region: 300-1307 (335 amino acids)
Molecular function (GO): 2-oxoglutarate-dependent dioxygenase activity
Source: RefSeq, a predicted model, not a curated record